UAUUAACACCACCAGUUCACCUUUUACUAUAAUCCAAAAUGGCUGCGCCCUUAAAUUGUUGAAAAACAAAAAUUCAAAGUGUUGAAAGAAAUGGCUGAUGCCUAUUCAUUUGUUAAAGGCGGGAAGCUAAAAUUAAAAGGUCAUAAAGAUAAAAAACAUAAAAAACACAAGAAAAAGAGAAAGCAUGACGAAAUAGACAAUUCUUCACAAGGCAGUUCACACACAGAUCCUGACAUAGCUGCUCAUGGUGGCUGGUGGAAGGCAAAAAAGUUUGAAGAUAUUACAGGAAAUGUUGCAAUAGAAAUAGGCGAUAGUCGCUAUGUUUCUGCUGUAGAUAAUGGCACAUUUAGGCUUGGAGAGCCAAGGGAUCAAGGUGAUGGCCCAGAAGCAGAGGAAAUAUUGACAGCUGUGCAAGUGUCGGACACAAAAAUUGCUUUGAAGUCCGGAUAUGGGAAAUACUUGACAGUGGAUCCCGACGGAGAUGUGACAGGAAAGGCAGAGGCCAUCGGAAUGAGAGAACAAUGGGAGCCUGUGUUUCAAGAUGGCAAAAUGGCUCUGAAUGGCAGCAAUGGGAAGUUUUUAUCUGCAAACAGAGAUGAUGAAAUAGUUUGUCUCAGUUCCAAAGCUGGAGAGCAAGAAAUAAUACAGAUUCGAUUAAAUACUUCUUUGGAAGUUGAUCCUCUAGAAAAUAUUCCGAAGGAAGAGCGAGGAAAAGUGAAGGAAACUGAAAUCAAUUAUGUGAAAAAAUUCCAAAGCUUUCAAGACAGGAAACUAAAAGUAAGCAAAGAGGAUGUAUCUUCUCUUAAAAAGGCAAAGAAGGAAGGAAUAUUUCAUGAAACUUUAUUAGACAGAAGAGAGAAAAUGAAGGCAGAUAGAUACUGCAAAUAACUUCAGUUCUGCAAAAUCCAGGGCUUUUAUUGACAUGAAUAAUGGUGACAGAAUCCAUUGCUACUACUGAAAAGCUGUUGUACAAUGAAUAAAAAGAAAGGACUUAAUACCACUAACAAUCGUGAAUGUCAGUCAGAAUGCUUAAGGUGUUUAUCAGGAUCAGUAUUACACUUUCAUACAUAAAGAAUAUUGACUUGUGCAUUUACUGGUAUAUUAGAAUUGAUAUCAAGACUUAAGGAAUAGACUGAAAAAUGUUUAAGUGACAAAAAAAAAUACAUGUAUUUAUUUUCGUUUAUAAUGUUUUCCUAGACAUUUAAUGUUUUGGAGAGAACUCUCCAUGAUUUUUAUAAUAAAAGUAUUGAAGCUCAUUA
Messenger RNA from Magallana angulata, 1259 nucleotides. Its product is annotated as protein FRG1 homolog. Bases 91 to 888 code for a protein of 265 amino acids. The record is from RefSeq and is a predicted model, not a curated record. Gene Ontology annotation, molecular function: actin filament binding. NCBI's taxonomy places the organism in Eukaryota, Metazoa, Mollusca, Bivalvia, Ostreida, Ostreidae. The transcript is spliced from 8 exons. Gene Ontology annotation, cellular component: striated muscle dense body; nucleolus; catalytic step 2 spliceosome.